AUGUCUUCGUUAGUUUCUCAGACCUCGCGAACGACUCCGUCGUCGUCGCCCCGUACGGGACAACGCACUUUGAAGUUUUCAACCGGUACUGAAGCCCGGCUUCAUCGGCGAUGGAUCUUUUUGACCUACUCGCAGUGUUCACUUAACUCAAAGGAUGAGUUCCAGGCUGGCUUCAGUGACAUGUUGCAGGGAAAUAAGUUGGAGGAUACGACAUUUUAUGGAUGUCGCGAGCAUGACGAUGGUAAAGGAACUAACUACUAUGUGUUGGUCAAUCUUGGGAAACAAGUGAACUGGCAUUUCAGGUUUGCGCGGAGCCGCUUCCUUGUAGACGGCAACGAGUGUAAGUCCAUUGACAUAACCACUCCUCGCCCAAAGCAGAGCGUACAACAAUUUAUUGAGGACCGUGUCCUGGACUGUGAAAACGCGAAAGGUGGUGAUUGUUUUGGGCAACGGCCAAAGUGCCCGUCUGAGAAACUGGAGCGGAAGCGCAGGUGUGAGGAGAUUAAUGAGCAGCCGAUGGCACCGGUCAAGCUGUCCAAGCUGAAAACAGCGCAACCAUCGAGAGCACUAUCCACUACCUCUCAGGUAGAUAAGAGUAGCUCAGAGAUGAUUGGACAAGGUGAGGCGCAUUGUCAGGUGAUGGCACUGGCUGGGCUUUUGGGUGGUGAAGCUACUGGCUCUGCUGUGGAAACCCCGGUCAUGUUUGACCGGCGUCGACUUGACGCUAUUCUUGCAAAGUGGGUCAACUGGGAAAGCGAAGUGGACGCUCUCCGGAAUCGGGUUGGAGGAUUCGCUCGAAAUGAGCAGGAGUUCUAUUCUAAAAUAGUCGCGGCGAGGAAGAAGGUUCAGUACCUGGUCGAAGAUUACUACACAGGAUUUGAGAGAGAUUAG
Penicillium canariense is the source of this 891-nucleotide messenger RNA. RefSeq lists its product as uncharacterized. The record is from RefSeq and is a predicted model, not a curated record. Lineage: Eukaryota; Fungi; Ascomycota; Eurotiomycetes; Eurotiales; Aspergillaceae. The coding region runs from base 1 to 891 and encodes 296 amino acids. The transcript is spliced from 2 exons.